AUGACAGAUGGUUUUGCCGAAGAUGAGGGUCCAGGCUGUCAGGAAGCGGAGGAAGUUAGCGACGCAUUGUUCAGCGUCGCCUCGGAUGCUGCGGCUUCGGGUGUUCCCCGGGUCCUGUGCUGCGAGGCCGACGGUUCUCUUCCGGAGGACAUCUAUUCCUUCCUUGGGGGAAGGACGGGUGCUGGCUGGUUCGUGGGAUUUUUGAGUCAUUCGGAUACCGGGAUGGCGAUGCCUUUCGUGCAGGAGAGCUUCCUCGCAACACAUGCUAUGCAGGACGAGCAGCCGCAGUGGCUCGAUUCCAUAGCUGAGAAGCUAUUUGAUCCGUUUGCAUUGACUGACAAUGCACUUCUUUGCACGAGCGAGCCGCUGAAGCAGUGCUUGGACCGGGUGGAUGAAUGCUUGUACCGUAAAUCAAGAGAUGCAGGCCAGCCUGGCACAAGCACAAGCCACUUGAUCCUGGAGCUGACCGCGGCCCACGCUAACGAAAUGGGGGCGCUGACGGUGGUUUUCCUGGCCUCGCUGGCCUCCGCCGGCUUGCCCAGGACUGCCCAGGCACCUGAGCCCUUGCGCCGACAUGCCGAGAGUUUGAGACAGAUUUCCAUGGUUAUCAACCGCCCAAGAACGGGCUUUGGCUUGACAUCAGUUACAGGUUCCAGCCUAGAUCCUGGAGCCACCCUGCUGCUCCUGACGCCAAAACCUGCGGCAUCGAUGCACGAGUCCCUGGCAGCGAACAUCGCUGCUAGGUGUCUCAAGUUGCAAGAGGAAGCAGCUGCCACGAAACCCGAAGGAGGCCCGGGCAUCACCAUCAGCCCGGCCCUGGCAGUGUACAAGCAGUGGCUUGGCAAAGGCCAUGCAGAAAGGAUAGGCAGUCCCGACUUCAACGGGCCCUCUGCAUCGCAUCGUAUCACAAACCCCUGCGACACCACGGGCGAUAGAGACCUCAAUGUGGCAAAGGUGGAUACCUGGAUAAAGGAUGCACAGAAAAAUGGCCGUAGCGAGGCCGAGAAGGUGUCCGACUUGACCAAGAUGGUCGGGCAGAUGCAAGCCCUAAUUCGUACCAUGGCAGGCCAUUUGAAGGUGUCUGCCACGCCAAUUAGUAGCAGCUUUCGACAACGUGUCGACGCAUCGAGCGUGGAUGCCACAUCGCCCCGGGUGGCACUCAACAGCCCCUAUGCCACACCAUCUCGGCAGAUUCACAACAUGCCGCUUCAUGCGCUGGCUUCCACUGGCAAUUUGGCUGCGUGCUCUCCGAGACACCCGCAGUCACUGAGCCCCUUGGAUGCAGAAGAGCACGCCUCUCCAUUGACGCGCAGCUGCUCUGCAAACUACCCUGUAGGCUCUGUUUUGUCGCACAAGGGCAGCGGCCUUCUGAGCAUCGUGGGCGAGGUCCAGUCGCCUGUUGCGAUCAAGAGGGACCUGUCUCCUGCGGAGGCAGUCGCUGGCACCGCAGAACCGCAGCUCCGCGCCCUACUGGAUGAGUCCGUGGCAGUCUGCUGCGGUCCUGCAGCAGCCACUGCAACAGCCGGCACCAGACGCCUGGAUGAAGAAGGGGUGUCCGUUUCAGCGGAAAGCCACGUUCUGCAUUCGCCGAGGACUUGCGCUCAGCAGCAAAGUGUGAUUCUUCGCUGGGGGUGUGUUCGAGACUUCUGGCCCAGUUCCACUAUAGACCUGCAGCGCACUGUCCCAUAA
This is a messenger RNA of Symbiodinium sp. CCMP2456, 1689 nucleotides long. The record is from the annotation of a GenBank genome assembly. NCBI's taxonomy places the organism in Eukaryota, Dinophyceae, Suessiales, Symbiodiniaceae.